AUGUACAACGCACGCCUCUCCAUGUCGGACUACUAUUCCGAUGUCCAGACCGCUUCCGGCCCUAUUCAACUCCAGACCGAGCAGUACGAGCAGUACAUGACCGCCGGGCCCGCCAUGCAAGAAGCCGUACCGGCACAGCAGCAGCCGCCAUCGGCGCGACACCGUCCCUCAUCGGGUGCCUGGUCUAAGGAGGAUGACGAGACGCUCAUGAGUGCUCGAGCUUCGGGCCUCAACUGGAGUCAGAUUCAGCAAAAGUACUUCAGCACCAAGUCCCCCAAUGCCUGUCGCAAGCGCCACGAGCGCCUGAUUGAACAGAAAACCGCCGACAACUGGAACAAAACCGACUUCGAGAGGCUCUCGAUGGAAUAUAUGAGGAUGCGAAAGGAAAUCUGGUCUCCUCUUGCCGCCCAGGUUGGCGAGAAGUGGAAUGUCGUCGAGCAAAAGUGCAUGUCAAACGGACUUAAAAACUUGCAAAGUGCCGCAAGGUCCGGCGCGAGGCGGCAACGUCUCGAGACUGGGCACCAAAUUCAAGGGUACGAUGAUGAUAGUGGCAUCAGUGGCAUCGGCCUAACACCAGUUGACGGCCUAGACGCAUCAUACAGCAGUCCCGAGACGACGGCGUCCGCCGGUCACUCUAGCAGCGGCAUCAGCACGUCAUCUGGGUACCAGAUGGGUGCCCACCCCCAGCUCCAAGCUCUCGGCCAUCCCGGGAACCCUUACGGCUAUUCGCACCCCACAGGACCGCAUCACGGUUACACGUCUUCGGUCUCGUCGAAUGGCACCUCUGCGGGGCCGUACGUCCCUAGUGGAUCUCAAUCGCAUUCGAGCGACUCUUCUUACAUGACCCAUGAGCAACAGCUGAGGGCUCAAAGACUCGAGCGCGCAGACAUGGGAGUCGAGCGCUCCAGCAACCGAAAGGCUGGUAGGGGUAAUCGACGAGGAAUGCAAUGA
This is a messenger RNA of Scedosporium apiospermum, 951 nucleotides long. RefSeq names its product Myb family transcription factor. Bases 1 to 951 code for a protein of 316 amino acids. The record is from RefSeq and is a predicted model, not a curated record. Lineage: Eukaryota; Fungi; Ascomycota; Sordariomycetes; Microascales; Microascaceae. The transcript is spliced from 2 exons.